This is a messenger RNA of Penicillium verhagenii, 1149 nucleotides long. RefSeq names its product putative lipase. Lineage: Eukaryota; Fungi; Ascomycota; Eurotiomycetes; Eurotiales; Aspergillaceae. The record is from RefSeq and is a predicted model, not a curated record. The transcript has 2 exons. Bases 1 to 1149 code for a protein of 382 amino acids.
AUGUUCGGCUUUGGAAAUCCCGACAUCAACUCAUACGAGAACCAGAACCCAGAUCCAAAGCUCCCCAUAUACCCCACAAAAUCGAUCCAAGAUGCACCAUACUCAGCCGAAGAAAACUCAUUACGAUCAGCCAUAUACAUCCCAAGCGACUUCAAAUUUGGCCAAGAUGGCAAAACACCCGUGAUCCUUGUCCCGGGAACAGGCACAUACGGAGGCGAGGCAUACGAGUCCAACUUCGCCAAGCUCCUCAAAGCCAGCACCUUCGGUGACCCAGUAUGGCUCAACAUCCCCGGCCGAAUGUGCGACGAGGCACCCAAAAACGCACAAUAUGUAGCCUACGCUAUCAACUACAUUUCAAGUCGGACACAAAGACAAGUCGCCGUCGUGGGCUGGUCCCAGGGCACCCUGUCAAUACAAUGGAGCCUCAAAUACUGGCCCAGCACCCGCGACCAAGUGAGCAACUUCAUCUGUCUCUCUGCCGACUUCGCCGGUACCGUCAAUGCCUGGGCCCUUUGUCCCUUCAAUGGUACGCAGCCCGGAACACCGGCCGUGUGGCACCAAACCCGCAAUUCGAACUUCAUCGCGACCCUGCGCUCCAACGGUGGAGAUUCCGCGUACGUCCCGACAACUUCGAUCUACUCCGCUACCGACGAGGUAGUCCAGCCUCAAUCUGGAAGGGGUGCUUCUGCUUUCAUGAAAGAUGAGCGAGAUGUCGGUGUGACGAACUGCGAAUUGCAGGUGGAGGCCCGUUUCAAGCCUGCGGGCUUGGUGUAUACACAUGAGGCUGUGUUGUAUAAUCCUCUUGCUUGGGCACUGGCAGAGGAUGCGAUCAGGAAUGGUGGGCCGGGAAGAUUUGACAGAAUUGAUAUGGCCGAAGUAUGCCGGCAUACUAUGGCUCCCGGAGUGAACUUUAUCGAUGCGGCUAAGACGCAGGCUUUGCCUCUGAUGGCUUUGAAGCAUAUUCUGUUCUUUACACCUAAGCCAUGGAAUGAGCCGGCUCUUCCUCUUUAUGCUGCUCAGGGUUCGAAGACUUACGUGACAAAGAGCGCUGUUCAAACUUUGACGGUUCCGAAGGUACCUGUUGAAGUUUCUACCGUUGAGAUAAGGGCAAAUCACCAGCCAGAAAUGACCACCAUUCCACCAGUAUAA